AUGGAGCGACUGCAUGCUUUCACCGAAUCUCAACGGCCUGCGCGCCGCUUAACGCGAAAGCAGAGUGACCCGUUUGCACCGAAGUGGAGCUUGCCCAUGAUGGCUUCGAACUUUCCCGGGUAUUGGAACACUAUCGCUCCUCCACCAAAGCCUCAGACAGUUGCAGUCAGCACGCCAGGCGGUGGAGGCACACACAGGGCUUCGCUAAGCGAAGAGUGGGGAGAAGAUGAGGUCGUUCCUCCAGGAUACAACUGGCUUCAGCGCAAGACACGCGAUGGACAGACAGUCUUCCCGUACUCAUUGGCAUCGCACAAGGCAUUCUUCGAGUGGUCCGCUCAGUGUGAUCCACCAUGUCGCGUCAGCAGGGGUACUUUUUUUUCAAAGAAUAUGAAAGACUUGGAACAAGCAGAAUGGCGACAAGUGCGCGCUGCCCUAGAAACACAACAAGUGUGCAAACGAGUUUCAAUGCGACCAGCUCUAGUUUGUGCCUGUCUUAAACGUUCACCUCGUUUCGGAGCACGGGCUCAGCUUCCAAUCUGUGCAACGGUUCCAGCUCUUCUCCCAUGUCAUAGUCGAUUUCUCAAUGCCUGCGUCGUGGAGAUGUCGUACACGCUGACAUCAUGGUCUUCAUGUUUCUGCUGCAAGCUGGCAGUGUUGGUACUGUUGCUGCUCUUGGUAAGCUGCCAUCGUCGUCAUCGUCGCCGUUGUGGUGCUUGUGGUGCUAGAAGUGGAUGUCGAAGAAUUAGAAGUAGGAGGUGGGGUAGGAAGUAG
This is a messenger RNA of Symbiodinium sp. CCMP2456, 771 nucleotides long. The record is from the annotation of a GenBank genome assembly. Lineage: Eukaryota; Dinophyceae; Suessiales; Symbiodiniaceae.